Molecule: messenger RNA, 5877 nt
Organism: Cyphellophora europaea CBS 101466
Lineage: Eukaryota; Fungi; Ascomycota; Eurotiomycetes; Chaetothyriales; Cyphellophoraceae
Exons: 1
Coding region: 1-5877 (1958 amino acids)
Biological process (GO): protein K11-linked ubiquitination; anaphase-promoting complex-dependent catabolic process; metaphase/anaphase transition of mitotic cell cycle
Cellular component (GO): anaphase-promoting complex
Molecular function (GO): molecular adaptor activity
Source: RefSeq, a predicted model, not a curated record
AUGGCUACCGUCCGCUCAUUAGGUGUUCAUGAGCCCACAGCUCUUCCCUACCUCAUCGCUGAAGGCACACUACCCAGCGACCCAUCACCCGAAACAUACAGAUACCAUUCCUAUCUGACGAAGUCAAGGAACGAUUCUGAACUUGUAGAAGAAGAAAUCUUGAUUGCGGACUCUUGCGUUGUAUGGUCGAAAUGCGGCGUCAUCAAGCGGGUCUUGAACUUGAGCAUCGAGGAUGAUUCUGUUCUACAAGCAUUCACUACAUUCUUUCCAAAAGAUGAUCUGGGGUCAGAAGGGCCCAACAGAGAGUACGAAGAAGCGCUGGUGGUGGUAUUGAAGAGCCAAGUGCAUAUCCUACUAGUCUCUGGAGAUAGCCAUCUGUUACCGCUGUCUUUCGAAGCCCAGUCUGCCUUUGCCUGCCCGAAUGGCUUUCUGUUGCAGCGUAGGGUGGCUAGUGAGGACGAUGCGACGGAAGAAUCAACAAUCGCAUUCCAUCACGAUUUGAGCACCAUCAACGAAAGUCAGGGAACGAUUCGGACAUCCAGCGCCCGGCCAUCGCUUGUUCUGCCAGAUAUCACGAAAGACUUACCACAACCAGUCCGACGUGGACAUGGCAUGCCGCGUACAUUCUCAUGCGUCGAGACCAUGUCAGAACUAGGCCUAGUGGUGUUUGGCUCAACUGACAGAGCACAGUCGCUAGAUGAUUGCCAGGCGUUACCGACCAGCGAAACACUGCUCUAUAUCUCGCGCCACGAUGAGCUGAGGUACGCCAGCGAAGAUCACGAAUCCUUGUGCAUCUCAGUUACAUACGACCCGUCGAGUGAUGCCAUCACUAUCUGGCAUGUAGCCGGCGACGUGCCUCUAUCUGCUCGUACCAAGUCCAAGUCUCAGAAACAGAACAGGAAGAGUGCAACAUCAAAACGGAAGAGCUCAAAUAUCUAUGGAAGGAAUCAAGGUGCUGCCACUCCUGCAGCUCUCAGAGAGCCUCAUCCACUCCGCCAAAGUUUCACCGGCCUCGCUCAGUCAUAUGCCGAGGGCAACCUCAAUUCUUCUGCAGCGGAUCAGAGAGCUGCUGGAGCUGAUGAGCUGGCAAACCAGCUAGGUCCAGAGUUCGAGCAGGUCGGGGUUCAGACCAGAUCAGCGCGUCGUGUGAGCUCCAUGCUUGCCCGAACGGAUCUUGGCGCGGUUAAUGACCGUAACACCUUCCACGACCUUGCUGUGGGCCAUAACACGCGAAAGAGCGUAGGUCGAGGUCCUCGCCGUGGUGAGUCCAUUGGGAGCUUCAGCGAUCGCCAGAGUUUCGGUAUACGGCGCAGGAGCUCCUUUCACGCCGCAACCUCGAUCCUUAGCACCGGGACAUCUUUUCUUAACGUGCCCGGUCAACUGCGCGUUGAUGACGUGGACUCGCACCACCAUCUAGACAUGAUGUCGGAGGAUCUGCUAGAGUCUACCGACUUACGCCGCGAUCUGGGGUUCUUUAAGCUGACUAGCUUCUCUUUGUCGGAAGAAGGCUCGUCAGAAUCCCAGCCAGACCUGAAAGUCCUCACGAUCCCCACACCGAAGCGCUAUGAUGAAGAAAGCAUGUCCAUCUCGGUCUGCGUUCAUGACCACGUUUCAGAACAGAUUGCAAUCGUCGAUGUUCACGUCGAUACAGUGACAGCAAUCAAGAAACAUAAGCUAUCCAAGAAGAUCAAGCUGAAAGCUACCAGUAUUCGGCGUGGCUCGAGCAUAUCAGGUGUAUGUCUCGUUAACGACGAUCAUGUUCAGCGACUUCUUAUCUUGACGAAGACGCGACAGGGAGACCCGUUACUUCAUUUGGAGGCUCCAUGGAGUCCGUCGUUCAGGAUGGAUUUGCCCUCAUCGCACCUCUUAUCAGAUCCACUCGACUUGUUAGUUCGCUCGACGCCCACCAAGAAGAGAGAUGAAGGCCUGCGGCGAACCAUACCAGCAUCAUCAAUUGAAGUUGCUUCUGUCUAUCAAUAUGGUCGACGUGGCAGGGUCGCUCUUGUCAGCCCUUCAGGUCGGGCUCAUACGUUACUGAUUAAGCUAAGACCUGCCGACGCGUUGGUUUCUCAGAUCCUGACAAUGUGUGAUUUCGUUCUAGGAAAGGAUUUUCAAGAUUGCAUGUUGGUAGCGUUUUGGGAGGUGCAACGAUGGUUGAGCAAAAGAGAAGCGCGGGAGUUUCCCGAAUGGACAUCUUUAGUGGUGACCCUAUUCACUCUUGCUGCACCUUUCAUCGACGAAAAGCAUUCGAAGAGCGGCACACCAUCACGGAGAAAACGAGGAGGUCUACUUCGUUCAGCCAGUGGCACUGCAAUCGAUUUGUCCAACUUCAAUGCCAUGAAAGAAGCGCACACAACGGCUGGCUCUAACUGCCACCAGUCAACUUCAUGGCAGUGGUUGAUUGAUGAUGAUCAGCGCGAUUCACUCCCCAGUCCGUCUCCACGCUCACCUCGACAUGCCAGAAGCCAAAGUCAAGCAGUGGACGAUGCGCAGGAGCGCAAAGACUCAUUCAUUCUUCAAUGCAUUGGUUGGGCUCGUGAAUUCGUACAGUCACCUGCAGGCGAAGCUACGAAUGGCCCGGAAGGGUAUCUGCCAGUCUCUAUCAACAAAGAACGAAGCGUACGACAGACUGCCCUUGCCAAAAUACUAGUCGGGAUCCAUCUCCUCUAUGAAGAACAUAAACUCAUGUCUAUCACGGAUCGUCCUCAAACUUCUUUUGAGUCCCUGCCAGGUGUCAUGUCACAACUAGGCCUCUGGCUUGGCUGGCAAGCGUGGACAAUGCAUGAAGAUGCCUAUUAUGUCAACGAAUCGAGCUCUGACAACCGCUGGCUGCUCGAGGACUCGCGUGUUAGUGGACUAGAAGUCCCAGAUCAGCCUUUUGAACCUCCUUCGAUCCUUCAAUACCUCUGCCAAUGUGUUAUUGGAGAUCCAGAAAGAUCCUUUCCCACUCUCGAUCUCGUUGCCGAGUACCAACAGCCGCCCGCUUCGGAUGCACCAAGUGAUGCAGUUUUGUCUCUCACGCCCCACACACAUAUGCUCACAACGGUCAUGAACUCGAGCAGAGAAUGGACUGGGCCGUUGUCAGCCUACGAGCAUUUUCGAAAGCUCGAUCUUUCAGGACAUCCAUACGUUCAUGCCCCUGAUGGCUUUGCUGCAGCAUUUCGCCAGGCCCUCGCGUCCAUUCGUACGAUGACGCCAGAUCUCCUAAACAUUGAACAAGCGGAGCUCACAAGACCUUCGCAUGGCGCACAUCGAUCGAGGCUGACAGGUCUGGCGCCUCACGCCGCUAGCAAAGACUAUCAUGCUGCGAGCGUAGCAGCCUUCGAUGCAGAGAGCAUUCAAAGAUGGGACGUGUCCUCUGAACUCGAUCGUCAAGCUGUGACCAAACUUGUUUUCCAAGACGACAGACGUUUCCAAGAAGCAUCCAAGCUGGUUAAUCAGACAAGACCGCCUCUGGUCACAUGCAUUCCGGAGCCUGACUGGACCGAAGCCGAUCUCUUAGAGGCUCAGAAAGAGUUGGCACAGCUUGUGGCGAGGCGUACCCUAUCCGUUGCCUCUGGUCGUGCCAUGAUGCACUUCAGCGCAAGAAUUCCAUUGCUAACGGAACGGGUGCCCAUUCCGGCAUUCUCUCUGCAAUGCUUAAUGAGCCCUCGAAGCACAUCUGAAUCCGCCCAGCCCAUGACUUUCAGCGCCGACAAAUCUGCCUUCACCGAAGAAAAGGUCUGCUGGGCUUUCUUUCACAACGGUGCAAGUGCUGGACUCAUGAUCUCGAAGCAUGCCAAAUGCAUUGACACGUCUUGGAUACUGUACAAUAAGCCGCAGGAGCUCACGAAUCGGCAUGCAGGUUUCCUGCUGGCUCUUGGGCUCAACGGACAUCUACGGUCAUUGGCAAAAUGGGUCGCGUUCAAGUAUCUGACUCCCAAGCACACAAUGACAUCGAUCGGUCUGCUUCUAGGCCUGUCUGCAUCAUAUCUGGGAACGCAAGAUCAGCUAAUAACCCGACUAUUGUCUGUUCAUGUGACCAGACUACUUCCUCCGGGAGCUGCUGAACUCAACUUAUCGCCUUUGACACAGACUACUGGGAUCAUGGGUAUCGGCCUCUUGUACUACAACUCUCAACACCGACGCAUGUCCGAUAUGAUGCUCUCAGAGAUCGAAAACAAUGACUCCGAGGAAGGCAUGGCAGAAGAGCUUGUGCUGAGAGACGAAGGCUACCGCCUUGCAGCUGGUUUCUCUCUGGGUCUUAUGAAUCUCGGACUCGGUAACCAGAAUGCCAGCCUACACGACCUGAGUGUUCCUGAACGACUGCUUGCGAUCGCCGUGGGUACCAAGAACGUUAAUCUUGUCCAUGUGCUAGACCGGGCAACAGCCGGCGCCGUUAUGGCUGUCGCAUUCAUGUUUAUGAAGACCAAUGAUGCUGCCGUUGCUCGGAAGAUCGACAUACCUGAAACACUCCAUCAGUUCGACUAUGUUCGUCCAGAUAUCUUCCUCCUUCGGACACUAGCACGACAUCUCAUCAUGUGGGAAGCCAUAAGCCCAACUCAGGAUUUUGUCACAGCAUCUUUACCAAAAGAGUAUCGACACCGUGCAUCGCUGCAAAAGACCGUCCACCUCGCAACCGAGGACAUGCCUUUUUUCAACAUUCUUGCUGGCAUCUGUUUCGCGCUCGGCCUCCGUUACGCGGGUUCGCAGCGAUACGACGUUCGUGACCUACUAGUAUCAUACCUCGACCAUUUUCUCAGACUCUCGCACCUACCGUGCCCCCACUACGACGCGCGAGUAACCCUGAACAGUGUCCGAAACUGUCUGGAUGUGGUUGCUCUCGCCACUGCUACGGUGAUGGCCGGAUCCGGAGACCUGAUAGUGAUGCGGCGUUUGCGGAGCUUGCAUGGCAGGACGGACAAGGACACUCCUUUUGGUAGCCACAUGGCUGCUCACAUGGCACUUGGUGUGCUAUUCCUCGGCGGUGGCACCAUGACCUUCGGGACGAGCAAUCUUGCUAUUGCGAGCCUUUGCAUUGCCUUCUAUCCACUUUUUCCAGGCGAUGUCCUCGACAACAAAGCACAUUUGCAAGCCCUACGACACCUCUGGGUGCUGGCAGUGGAAGGACGCAGCCUCGUCUGCCGACAGAAAGAAGGGGGCGACCUCGUGGCUGGCUUGAAUGCCAGGGUCGAGCUAAAAUCUGGCGAAUCUGUCACCGUCAGAAGCCCCGGACUGCUCCCCGACUUUGACAGCAUGAAGCGGCUACACGUCGCUGGCGAAGGCUGGUGGGACGUCACGCUCGAUUUCACCGACGACGCCAUCCUGAACCACGUCAAGAAGGAGGGCGCCGUCAACAUUUGGCUCCAAAGCCAAGCCGAUUUCGACCGGCCCACGGCGAAGAGCAACAUCCUGUUUGAAGAGCUGCGAGUCCUGGACCGAGAGGGCAUGCGCGGCGCCAACGGCGUCCCCAGCGUGAUCCGCAACUUCGCCUCGCGGACACACCCGAACGCUUUGCCGAGCGAAGGCAAUCCCUUUGAAUGGCUUUUUGAUCUACGCAGCUUCCAAGACUAUGACGCGAAAGAGCGGGACUUGGUGCUGGACGCCCUUCAAGGCGAAGGCAAAGAACUCUUGAACGACACGCCGGUGGAUUCGCGCCUGGCGCUGGAGAGGGGAUUGCUACCCGAGGACGAAGUGGGGAAUAUGAGCAGGAGUAAACUCUGGGAGCUGCGCGCGCUGCUCACGUGGUUUGACAGGUUUGAGAUGGAGGACGAGGCCGCCAUGGGGGAGGGCGAGACGAAGUGGAGUGAUGGGUUGUGGGUGCGGAGGGAGGUGGUGGAACGGUUGAGGGAGCGGGUGUGGGAUACGAUGGUGCAGAAUGGGAGUGUGGAGGCGUAG